CUUUUACUCAUAUUGUCUUUUUUUUUUUUACUGAAUAAUUCUAUCGUUCUAAAGAAAAAGAGAUACAAUGUCAUCAACUACCAGUUUUACAAAGGCUCCAGUCAAUGAAGAUGCACCAAUGUCUGUUCAUUCUGUUCGCGUUUUGGGCACCAGUAUUACACGCAAGUCCUUUUUGGAUACUUUGACUCAAGGAUUAUUCACACCUCAGACGACCUCCGACGUGUUUAAGGAAGCUCAGGAUAUUGCAACCAAGUUGGAUCAUCAUGAUGUUUUUGACGAGAUCAAGGUGUAUUUGGAUACCAAUCAAAACUUGAAAGAUACAGUGGAUGUAACCAUUCAACUCAAAGAAAAAUCAAGAGGUUUGGUUAAGACUGCUUUUUGUACUGGUGACAAUGAAGUUCAUGUGAUUGGUUCUGUUUUAUCAAGAAAUCUUUUUGGUGGAGCAGAAACAUUUGAUACCAGUUUCAGCUUUGGCAAUCGUACUCUAGCUGCUGGCGAGGCUGUUCUUAGUACCCCUUUGAAUGGAUCACCUUAUCUUACCUUAUCUGGUUUUGUGAAUGGCGCUAUCAAAGAUCAUUCAUUGAUCAAUCCUUAUAAAGAAGAAUCUCAAACUAAAGGUUUACGUGUCAAGAUUCAAUCUUUAUAUGGUGAAAAUGAAAUAUCUUAUGCAUUAACUCAACGUGAUAUUACUGCUUAUCCUACGGCUUCAUCAACCAUUCGAGAACAAUCUGGCGCCAACACGAAAUCAUCCGUAUAUCAUUCAUUUGUGCAUGACACUCGCAACCACAAGACACUUCCUACUGAAGGGCAUUAUCUCGGACUUUUCCAAGAAUGGGCUGGUGUAGGAUCAAAAGGGGAUUCCAACUUUAUCAAACAUGAAAUAUUUGGUCAAACUCAUAGGACAUUGGUGAACAAGGGAGUUGGUACAGAUGCUGUGCGUGUAUCUUUGAGUCUUAGUGGCAAGGCUGGUUUAUUGGCAUCAUUAGAUAAUAAUAAGGUCAAUUUAUCUGAUCGUCUUUAUUUGGGUGGUCCUCUCUCUUUGCGUGGAUUCAAAUCUGGUGGUAUUGGUGCAAGAAAUGGAAAUGAUGCACUAGGAGGCAAUGUUUAUUGGGCUGUGGGGGCUAGUAUGAUCAGUACGAUUCCUGGAUCAGCUCAUUUACCUAUCAAACUACAUGCUUUUGCAAAUGCAGGAAAUAUGUCUCAAUGGCAACGAGGUGAAGAAAUGAACAAGACGAUAGAAGAUUUAUCUCGGGAACCACGUGUAUCUAUUGGUUUAGGUCUUAUUUUCCAUCAUGAAGUAGCUCGUAUAGAAACCAACUUUACAAUUCCUCUUCGAUUCCGAACUGGUGAUGUGAUUGAUAGUGGUUUUGGUUUUGGUGUGGGUAUCAACUUCUUGUAGAUUCAAAAAUAAAAAAUAAACACGGUCGGCUUUUGAACUGGGGCUGUCAUCUUUUUUUUUUUUUUUUU
This is a messenger RNA of Halteromyces radiatus, 1467 nucleotides long. RefSeq names its product surface antigen-domain-containing protein. Gene Ontology annotation, cellular component: outer membrane; SAM complex. The coding region runs from base 68 to 1399 and encodes 443 amino acids. The record is from RefSeq and is a predicted model, not a curated record. Gene Ontology annotation, biological process: protein insertion into mitochondrial outer membrane. NCBI's taxonomy places the organism in Eukaryota, Fungi, Mucoromycota, Mucoromycetes, Mucorales, Cunninghamellaceae. The transcript is spliced from 7 exons.